Molecule: messenger RNA, 2036 nt
Organism: Papilio machaon (common yellow swallowtail)
Lineage: Eukaryota; Metazoa; Arthropoda; Insecta; Lepidoptera; Papilionidae
Product: carboxypeptidase D
Exons: 12
Coding region: 185-1615 (476 amino acids)
Biological process (GO): proteolysis
Cellular component (GO): cell surface
Molecular function (GO): zinc ion binding; metallocarboxypeptidase activity
Source: RefSeq, a predicted model, not a curated record
CACGGGCCAGCGCUGUCAGUCGAGAUUUGUCCGUCCGUCUACAAGGACCAAUACAUCUCUCCCGAUUCACUUACAAAGUUUAUCCCUGAAAAAGUCGUGAACUGUAUUCCGAGUGUUUCACAAACGUGAUUAUACCAAUGUUGAUAUAUUCCUCAUACCAGUGUAUUUAGUUCUAUGAUUUAAGAUGGGCAGAACCCUGGUAGCCAGAAUUGUGACGCUAGGUUUAGUGCUCACUGCAACGUACGGACAAAUCCCCGACUCACAAUAUUCUAAUGAAGAUACGACCCCUAAUUCGAGUGAUGUAGAAGGCCGUCAGAGUGGUUCCGAUCUGGAGUUCCGGUAUCACGACCAUGAGGAACUAACGAGGUACUUACGGGCGGUCUCAGCGAAGUAUCCGGCCCUCACUGCGCUCUACUCUAUAGGGAAGUCUGUGGAAGGUCGUGACCUAUGGGUGUUGGUUGUUUCGGCGUCGCCUUACGAGCACAUGAUCGGAAAACCUGAUGUAAAAUAUGUGGCCAACAUCCACGGCAACGAGGUCGUCGGACGGGAGCUGCUGCUACAUCUCAUACAGUAUUUGGUGACAUCUUAUGAAACAGAUUCAUAUAUAAAAUGGCUGCUCGAUAACACGAGGAUCCACCUGAUGCCAUCUAUGAACCCUGACGGUUUCGCAAACUCUAACGAAGGUCAAUGCGGCACCAUUGUUGGCAGGCACAACGCGCGGAGGUACGACCUUAACAGGAACUUCCCGGACUUCUUCAAGCCGAACACGAUGCAGCCACAGCCGGAGACAGAGGCGGUCAAGGAGUGGAUCAGCAAGAUACAGUUUGUGCUGUCAGGCUCAUUGCACGGCGGCGCCCUCGUCGCCUCGUAUCCCUUCGACAACACGCCCAGUGCUAGAAUAUGCAGAUCUUCUGUGUUAUGCGCCGUGUUCCAAAGAUACACGCCGACUCCAUCUAUCGCGCCGGACGACGACGUCUUCCGUCACUUGUCGCUGGUCUACUCCAAGAACCACGCUAAGAUGUCGCGGGGCGUAUCCUGCAGGUCCCACGUCCCCAGCUUCAAGGACGGCAUCACUAACGGUGCCGCCUGGUAUCCGCUCACAGGUGGAAUGCAAGACUAUAACUACUUGUGGCACGGGUGUAUGGAAAUAACUUUGGAAAUUUCGUGUUGCAAAUAUCCACCAGCGCACGAACUGCCCAAGUAUUGGGCCGACAACCAACAGGCGCUGAUCAAAUACCUGGCGGAGGCUCACCGCGGCGCGCACGGCUUCGUGAUGGAUGAGAACGGCAACCCGGUGGAGCGCGCAGCGGUCAGGGUGAAGGGCCGUGACGUCACCUACCACACCACCAAGUACGGAGAGUUCUGGCGCAUUCUCCUGCCCGGCACCUACCGCCUUGAUGUGUCAGCAGAGGGCUACAUACCGCAAGAAGUAGAGUUCAUCGUCAUUGACAGCCAUCCCACGCUGUUAAAUGUCACUCUUCACUCCGCUAAACGUAUCGACAAUGGAGGUUAUUACCGGCCGCUGGUGCCGCGGCCGCCGCCUGCGCCCGCGCCGGGCUUCUUUGCCUCCAUCUCAAACUCCUUCCAGAACCUCGUCAACAAUUUCCUUGGAUAAAUAUAAAAUAACCAAUCUUCAUUUCCAAUUGUUAAUAUACUUUCACAUGUUUUUCUCACUCUCAGUGACAUGAAACGAUACAUCCUUCUGAUAGGUUUCCACUGUUGAGACACGUACACAAAAACAUACUAUCAUCCUCUCUCUUCCUCUUAAAAAAUGCAGAGAUAAUGAAAGGCAUCUUUAUUAACCUACGUAUUUUUUUUCUGGCAGUGGAAACUCACGCUUACUACCGUUAACAAGUUCAUAAAAUUGUAUAUUAAAAAGAAAGUUAUGUAAUAGUUAACUGAACAAUUAGUCUUAGUAAUUUAGACAGGCCAAUACGCUAUAUAUUCUUGCAGGCAAUUAAAUAAAAAUAACUUACUUUCGUUCCUAAUUAUAAGUGCACAUAAAUUUCCUUCUAAAUACGUUAAGUUAAAUUUAA